AUGACCGGCUCCCCAGGCACCAAUCCAAGGCAAUUCCUCGCCUCCCACCUCUUCCUCAAGCUCCCCUACCCCACCAAAGAAUUCUCCGGCCAAACCAUAAUCAUAACCGGCUCCAACACCGGGAUGGGCAUGGAAGCCGCACGACACUUCGUGCGUCUUAAUGCCUCAAAGGUGAUCCUAGCAGUACGCACCGCCUCCAAAGGUCUCGCCGCCAAAAAGUCCAUUGAAGCAAGCACAAAGCGUCUCAACGUCGUCGAAGUCUGGGAUCUCGAUCUCACGUCCUACGACUCCGUGAAAGCGUUUGCAAAGAAAGCGAAGGGGCUAGAAAGACUUGAUGUCGUGGUUGAGAACGCGGCGGUGUUCAAGUUUGACCGGGAGCUGAAGGAGGGAAAUGAGAGUACGGUGACGGUCAAUGUGAUCAGUACUUUCCUUUUGGCGUUGCUGGUGCUGCCGAAGUUGAGAGAGACGGGAGUGAAGCAUAAUAAGAUGCCGGUGUUAACUUUUACUGGGAGUUUUACGCAUGCGGAUGUGAAGUUCCCGGAGAGGAAGGCGAUGAGGAUUUUUGAGGAGUUGAAUAAGGAGGAUGUGAAGUUGAAGGAGAGAUACGAGGUCUCGAAAUUGAUUCAGUUGCUUUGUACUCGCGAAUUGGCAAGUCAGUUGGAUAAGUCUGGGAAGCCGGGUCGGGUCAUCAUUUCCACACUCAAUCCUGGAUUCGUGGCAACGUCUAUUAUGCGGGAUGCCAAAUGGCCGUAUACCUGGUGGCUGGCAUUCUUGAAGGUGGUGUUAUCAAGAACGCCCGAGGAAGGAGGUAGAACGCUUGUCAAUGCUGCUUAUGGUGGAGACGGGACGCAUGGGAAGUAUUUGGACGAUUGUAAAAUUGGAACGGUUUCUCCUUUCGUGACGAGCGAGGAAGGCGUCGAGACGCAGAAAAGAUUGUGGGCGGAGUUGUCCGAGAUACUGGAAAAGAUCCAACCUGGAGUAGUGGGGAAUAUUUGA
Molecule: messenger RNA, 996 nt
Organism: Hyaloscypha bicolor E
Lineage: Eukaryota; Fungi; Ascomycota; Leotiomycetes; Helotiales; Hyaloscyphaceae
Product: putative short-chain dehydrogenase/reductase family protein
Exons: 3
Coding region: 1-996 (331 amino acids)
Source: RefSeq, a predicted model, not a curated record